AUGUGGUCUUGUUUCCAUAUCUUGUUGAUAAGAUACACAUUUCACGUGCCUGUUCAAUACACCUUUGAUGUGAAGAAACUCUAUCAAGUUAUCAACUGGUUUACGUAA
Messenger RNA from Hepatospora eriocheir, 108 nucleotides. The record is from the annotation of a GenBank genome assembly. NCBI's taxonomy places the organism in Eukaryota, Fungi, Microsporidia, Hepatosporidae.